This is a messenger RNA of Cryptococcus amylolentus CBS 6039, 3573 nucleotides long. RefSeq lists its product as hypothetical. The record is from RefSeq and is a predicted model, not a curated record. Lineage: Eukaryota; Fungi; Basidiomycota; Tremellomycetes; Tremellales; Cryptococcaceae. The transcript has 18 exons. The coding region runs from base 1 to 3573 and encodes 1190 amino acids.
AUGCCGCCUCAAGACUCCGUCUCGCCCCUCGGCUUGAAACCGCCGGCUAUUACUCUCGUCCGAACCGACCUAGAAUCAGAGCCGUCCAACGACUCAUCCCAUGAUUCACCAGAUGAUAGAGCGCCCGCCCACUUUACGCUACCAGCACUACAGAGUCCCAAGCGGAGCCACGUCCGGAUUGAAAGUCAAGACACCGCUGCCUUGCCUCCUUCAGAGCAAGGUGCCGAGGACCACCGUUCUCACACGAAAAGGCCUUCUUUUGCCAUCACAGCCGAGGGCAAAAACGCGACCAACACCAGCCGAAGGAGCUUGUCAGGCGAUAAUUCAGGAGAUCGGGCAAUGCGGUCAUGGCCAGAGAAAAUGGUCACCUUCGCGCAACUUUGUGCCCAAAAGAUUGCCGAGCAUAGAUAUUUCAGUUGGAUCGGGCCUAAGCUCACCUGGGGAAAACUCAAGCCUGUCUUACGAAGUGCGGUAUCUUCUUGGCUGGGCUUAGUUUUGAUUGUGAUUGUUCCAGUCGAGCGAGCUAUUGGGACAGGUUCAUUCUUCAUUCUUAUUGUUGGGUUUAUGAUGCCCCCGUACGAGCCGGUCGUCCAGACGCUGGAAAAAUAUCUCAACCUGUUCCUUUUCGCUUCUAUGUCUUGGGUCUGGGUCAUCAUCGCGAUUGCUAUUGCUGGCGCCACUCGUGGUCCGCUGGACCUCGACAAAGUAGCCAAAGCUGAAGCUAAGUGGGGUUUCUUGAAGGAAUCGAAUCCUACAAAAUAUCAACAACGGAUAAUAUUCGACGGGACAUACCUGCAAGCCAAACCAGCUGUUGUUUGUGCCGUUUUCCUUUCCGCUGGAACGGGGGCUUUGCUGUGGUGGAAACUCAGGACGUCUCCUAGUCCCGCUACUUUCCCUCUGGUUCUCUCCUGUAUAUUGAUCGACGUCAGUUUGACCACUGCUGCUUUCUACCCCACCAAUGUCUACGAUAUUGGCCUGAUCUUUUUCCUACCCAUGGCCAUUCAAGCUGGCCUCGGGACCCUUUGUUCCAUCCUCAUCUUUCCCGAAUCAGUCGGCCAUUCGUUUCAAUCCAAAUUCGGGGGUGUCUUGGACCCUUUGGCGUCCGCUAUGAAAUCAAUCGACGAACUUUUCAGCGAAGCUGAACAAACCGUCGCCGACUCCGAAGACGACGACUUUCUGUCCGCCAGAGACCUUCAGAGAGAGCGAGAGGGCUUUGCGGACAGGCUCGAAAAUUGGGCAGGCCGCUGCAAAGGCAUCAAAACCAAGCUUCUCCAAUCGCUUACCGGUCUACCCCCUCUAAGGGCCCAACAAAGGUAUCUAUCAGUGGACAUCAGCUACAGCCGUCUCUCUGGAGAAGACCUGCGAAACCUUUUCGAUCGCCUUGCACUUCUCCAAGCUCGUUCAGGAGGAAUGGCAUUCUUCUUUGACGUUAUCAUCACGAAUGCUAAACAUUCUCACUUGGAUUCGUCUGCGUGGUCUGUUCAACAGGUCGCACAAUCACGACCUGGAUCGAGAGCGACUUCUAUUAGAAACGAGUCUCUGGACGAUCGACAUGACAACAGCGAGUACGAAGUUCGAGAUGAUGAUGCUGCCACACCCGCGUUGGAGGUCGAGGACUCAGCCGAAGGCUCUCACAACCCCAAUCAUCACUCUGGGUCAAAAAGAUUCAGCAUGCCCGGCAUACUGCGACGGAGCGGCUCUCCUCAUGGAAUAUUAAACUCUCACAGAGGGAGUCAUAUGUCUCUGUUGGAUCAUUUGAGAAAGUCACAACAGCCUGUUGGCAUCUACGAAAGCACCAGGUACAUGGACAUCGAGCGCAACUUUGCCGUCGAUACUGCCCAGGUCCUUGAGCAACUCGACAUAUUGGCCCGCGGAUGUGUUCCAGUCAUCCGAGGGUGCCAAAGCGCCUUAUCAAAAGCGUCCCAAUGGAUUGUGAAUGUGAAUCAUGACCGCCACAUCAUGACAUGGGCAAGCCAACAAACUCAGAAUCACAAGAAAGGCGCACUUGAUGACGAAUUGUCGCAAGUGAUUGCAACUCUACAAGGCGCGCUGGACGACUUUCAAAUAUCUCGGUUGCAAAUUAUCCAACCUUACAAACACCUGUUUGACCCAAAUUACCCAACAGAGACCAGCCUUCGAGGCAAGAUGCAUUUUCGCGGCUUGUUUCAAAAUUUUGUUGCUCAAUAUCAUCUGAUAGAGUUUUCGACUGCUCUUCUGGAACUCUUACGGAUGAUGCAAGAUCUGGACAGAUCGCGACCUGACCGAAGAAUGUGGUUUCCUCGCGUAUCUUCCAUGCUCAGCCAUUUGCAACACAGCCAGAAGGAAAAGCAUCUUACAGAAGGAGACGAAGAAGGGCAUGACAACGAUGCUGCUUUCAAUCGUGAUGAAGACGAGCUGCUAGGAGAAGCCAAAACUCGUAAUCCCGAGUAUAAGCCUUUCGACUCUCCGUGGCUCAACCUCGUCGCAAAAGCCAUCAAAGUCCUCGACAUUUUCCAAAGCAGGAGCUCAAUGUUCGCCGUCAAGGCUGCCAUGCUGGGGGCUCUGACUACUUUGCCGAAUUUCAUUGCGUGGGUUUCAGUAUCAUGGCUCAGCCGAGUGGUGGCUUCUUCUUGGGGCUGUUUACUGGGAAUGGUUAUCUGGUACAUCAGCAGCGGACAUGGGCAAGGGAACCCCUACGGAGUAGCGGCUGCCUGUGCAGUGAUUUUUCCGAUUGCUGCUUUCUUUCGAGUGCACUUUCCAGGCCCGGUCCUGACGGCUGUCAUGUUGCCUGUGACUAUGGGACUCGUGAUAGGUUAUUCUUAUUACAAUGGAACCAUUGGUCCUCUGACUCACGCCGAAUGGGGAUGGGACGUUGCCUGGCGGCGAUUUCUUUGUGUUCUUAUCGGUAUCUCGGCUGCCUGGGUAUUUUCCUAUGUACCUCCCGUUUAUUCAGCAAAGAGAGCUAUUCGAUACUCGUACGCGCGAACGAUCGGCAUCACGGGCUCAAUUCUCUGUGAGAUAUUGUCUCAUGCAAAUGACCCUCAUUACCAUCUGAAAGAAGACGAUGAGAUUCUCAAGCAGUUGAUUGCCUGGCGUUCGAAGCUAAACAAGCUGGGAGCCAGACAUAUAAAUGCUACUCGCGAGAAAUCAUUGAGAGGCAAAUGGCCGGAAGAACGAUACAAGGCUCUUUUUGAGACACUACAAGACACACUGUCAUUACUAUCACAGCUCAACCAUGUUCUUACCCAAUUGGAUAGACCAUGGCGUAAAGCUCUACUUGACCGGACACGUCUUUCGGAUCCCAUGUUCCUCGGUGAUGUACUUGUUGUUCUGAGCAUGUGCUCAACGGCAUUAAAAGCAGGCUCGUCAUUGCCGCAAAUCACCCCAAGUCCGCUGGUAGCGCGAUUCAGAAUGGGAAAGACGAAGGGUCUCGAUCUUCCCCUAGAUCCUACUGAUCAAUCCACUGAGCUACCUGGCUUAGUGACGGUAGAUGUACUCGAGUCCGACAACUACAUGCGCUACGCCCUGGGAAUCACUACUACGUUCUCGCUUGUGUCAAGGCUGGAUAGAAUUGUGGUUAUUUGCAAGACGUAA